Messenger RNA from Delphinapterus leucas (beluga whale), 1338 nucleotides. Lineage: Eukaryota; Metazoa; Chordata; Mammalia; Artiodactyla; Monodontidae. The record is from RefSeq and is a predicted model, not a curated record.
GCCAAAGAUGCUUUCAAAGACAUUUCCAUAUACUUCUCCAAGGAAGAAUGGACAGAGAUGGGAGAAUGGGAAAAAAUCCGAUAUAGGAAUGUGAAAAAGAACUAUGAAGCACUGAUUACUAUAGGUCUCAGAGCCCCUCGGCCAGCUUUCAUGUGUCACCGCAGGCAGGCCAUCAAAGCCCAGGUGGGUGACCCUGAGGAUUCUGAUGAAGAAUGGACUCCAAGGCAGCAAGUUAAACCUUCUUGGGUGGCCUUCAGAGUGGAGCACAGUAAACACCAGAAGGUAAUGCCCCCGGUGCCAUUAAGUAAUGAAUCUAGUUUGAAGAAAUUGCCAGGAGCAGCGCAACUGCAGAAGGCAAGUGGCCCUGCGCAGGCCCAGAGCCCAGCGCCCCCUCCCGGAGCAGCAAGCACCUCUGCAUGGCACACUAGACAAAAGCUGGAACGCAGAGCAAAGCAGAUUGAAGUGAAGAUGUAUAGCCUACGAGAAAGAAAGGGCCACGUGUACCAAGAGGUCAGCGAGCCCCAGGAUGACGACUACCUCUAUUGUGAGAAGUGUCAGAACUUCUUCAUUGACAGCUGUGCUGCUCACGGGGCCCCUUCAUUUGUAAAGGACAGUGCAGUGGAGAAGGGGCAUCCCAACCGCUCAGCCCUCACUCUGCCCCCUGGAUUAAGUAUCAGACCAUCAGGCAUCCCUGAGGCUGGGCUUGGAGUAUGGAACGAGGCAUCCGAUCUGCCGUUGGGUCUGCACUUUGGCCCCUAUGAGGGCCAGAUCACAGAAGAUGAAGAGGCCGCCAACAGUGGAUACUCCUGGCUGAUCACCAAAGGGAGAAACUGCUACGAGUAUGUGGAUGGAAAGGACACGUCCUGGGCCAACUGGAUGAGGUAUGUGAACUGUGCCCGGGAUGAGGAAGAGCAGAACCUGGUGGCCUUCCAGUAUCACAGGCAGAUCUUCUACCGAACCUGCAGGGUGGUCAGGCCGGGCUGUGAACUGCUGGUCUGGUACGGGGACGAGUACAGCCAGGAGCUCGGCAUCCCGCGGGGCAGCGGGUGGAAGAGCCAGCUCGUGGCGGCGGGCAGAGAAGACAGACAGACCCAAAGCCCAAGAUUCAUCCAUGUGGCUCCUGCUCUUUGGCCUUCUCCAGUCAGAAAAUCCUCAGCCAACACGUGGAAUGCAGUCACCCGUCUCAGGUCCUCCCGAGAACAUCUGCAAGAGACCGCGUCCAACCAGAGGAUCCCUGCCCAGGCUAUCAAAAUCGGCAGCAGCAAUAUUCUGAUCCACACAGCUGGAGUAACAAACCUGAAUAUCAAGAGGUCAAGGAAAGGUCCAAACCUUUGCUGA